AUCCUGCAGUGUUUGGAGUGACAUUCAAUCGACAGUGAAUCAAAAUGCAAUUCAAUUUGUGUCAAAUCACGGUUCUUUCCAUUCUCGUAGCAGUCAUAAACAGGGCGAACGCAGCUAACAUUCUUUACAUCGCGACAAUUACUUCAAAAAGUCACACUAUAUGGCACCGACCUCUCAUCCACGCCAUGGCAGCGAAAGGCCACAACGUAACCGUUAUCGCUGUCGAUGUAGAGCAGAGCCCCCCACCGAACGUAACCUACAUCGAAAUCGAAGGAGCCUAUGAAGCGUUCGCUCAGGAUGCCGAAGAAUUCAUGGCCAUGGAAAUGAACGAACCAUUCACGAUGAUUUCCGAAAUGAAACAGUUUACCCUUGCAUUUUGCAAGUACCUGAUCGGUAGCAAAGGUUUCGCUCAGUUCAAGGCCUACCCGGAUGAUUUCCCGGUGGAUGUGAUUCUGAAUGAUUAUCUGUUUGGGUCGUGUCUCUCGGGCUACGCUCAGCACAAGUUCGGUCGGCCACCGUACAUCGGAUUGACGGCCUACUUGGCACAGGUGACCACGCUAACCAUGACAGGAUCGUUUUCCUUUCCAUCAUUGAUUCCGCAUCACAUGUACGAUGCCAAACAACCGAUGAGUUUUCCGCAGCGAUUUUGGAACUUUAUCUACUACAUCUACGAGGAGAUCAGUAAGUACUCUCAAAUUCUACCGGCGCAGAAUCUAAUUUUGAAACAGAUCUCCCCGAACAUUCCAAACAUUGGAGAACUGGAACGGGAUACUCGACUGGUUCUGCUAAACUCCAACCCAAUCAUACAGUUGUCAGAACCAAUGAUGCCGAAUGUCAUUCCCGUUGGCGGAAUGCAAAUUAUUCCAGCGAAAUCUCUUCCGGACGAUUUGCAACGUCUGGUCGCCGAAAGUAAGCUUCCGAUAAUUCUGUUUUCACUCGGAACCAACGCCAGAAGCGAUAAGCUGGGAAGUGCAACGAUCGAAGCGAUUUUGAAUGCGAUGCGAGAACUGUCCGAGUUUCAGUUUCUGUGGAAGUUUGAGUCCGAACUGCGAGAGUUUGCGAUACCGAAAAAUGUCUACAUUCGGCAGUGGAUGCCACAAAAUGAUUUGCUGGCACAUCCCAAUGUCCGGCUGUUCAUAACGCAUAGUGGACUGCUGAGUACCCAGGAAGCGGUAUGGCACGGAGUUCCGAUCGUUGGCUUUCCGAUGUUCGCCGACCAGUACGCCAACAUCGAGUACUGCGUACAACAGGGCGUGGGAAUUCGUCUAUCGAUCCGUGCAUUCGAGAGUCAACAGCUGGUGGAUGCAGUACGGGAGAUGAUGGGAAAUUCACGGUAUACGGAAAAUAUGACUAAACUCUCGAAAGCGUUCCGAGAUCAGUCGGAGCAUCCCUUGGAUCGAGCCGUUUGGUGGGUAGAGUGGGUUCUCCGAAAUCCGGACGCCCGGAUGAUGCAGUCCAGUGCGAUAGAUUUACACUGGUUCGCAAAGUAUUCGAUCGAUGUGAUUAUGGUGAUCGUGCUCGCUUUUGUGUCCUUGGUGGGCUUGGAGUGUUGGAUUGUUCCGAAAUUGGCGAUGUGGCGAAGGAGUCGGGCAGUGGAGAAGAAAAAGAAACAAGAAUAGAUGUGUUGAGGCAAUUGAAUGAAUGGUUUCAGUGAAUCUAUUGGAUUGAAAGUUCGUUAGUAGUAAACUCCGUGAGAAAACACUUUUCACGGAUGAUCAAUAACUUUAAUUGAAAUAAUUAAAUAUAA
Topomyia yanbarensis is the source of this 1747-nucleotide messenger RNA. Its product is annotated as UDP-glucosyltransferase 2-like. The record is from RefSeq and is a predicted model, not a curated record. The transcript is spliced from 2 exons. Lineage: Eukaryota; Metazoa; Arthropoda; Insecta; Diptera; Culicidae. Gene Ontology annotation, molecular function: UDP-glycosyltransferase activity. Bases 45 to 1619 code for a protein of 524 amino acids.